Molecule: messenger RNA, 993 nt
Organism: Brassicogethes aeneus
Lineage: Eukaryota; Metazoa; Arthropoda; Insecta; Coleoptera; Nitidulidae
Source: the annotation of a GenBank genome assembly
CUACCAACAAAACAACCAGUCCCCCACAAAAAACCCCAAACUCAAUAACCUAUUCAUCAUUCAGACAUCCCAAAAUCUAGUGCUAUUUUUGUUUAUUACUCGUCCUUACACCUCGUAUGUCAUGCAAUUGCAAGUUCCAUUGUGUUUUUAAGACGUCGAACAACACAACACGAAACACAACAAUAAAGUAAUAAAUUCCCGUGUGCGAGCUAAAAGUUUUUAUUAGAGAAAAAAGUUAAUUGUGCGAGGAUGUCCACACCAGCAAGACGUCGCUUAAUGAGGGACUUUAAAAGGUUACAAGAAGACCCCCCCACUGGCGUGAGUGGAGCCCCCACAGACAAUAACAUUAUGAUUUGGAAUGCCGUAAUCUUUGGGCCACAUGAUACUCCAUUUGAAGAUGGAACUUUCAAACUCACAAUAGAAUUUACCGAGGAAUACCCCAACAAACCCCCCACUGUGCGAUUUGUUAGUCACAUGUUCCACCCCAAUGUCUACGCAGAUGGGGGUAUUUGUCUGGACAUCCUGCAGAAUCGGUGGAGCCCCACAUACGAUGUCUCAGCUAUUUUAACUUCGAUUCAGUCGUUAUUGAGCGACCCGAAUCCGAAUUCCCCGGCGAACUCGAUGGCGGCGCAACUCUACAAAGAAAACCGACGGGAGUACGAGAAACGGGUGAAAGCCUGCGUGGAACAAAGCUUCAUCGACUAAGAGGGGGGACCCGAAACGUGCGGCAACAGUGUACCCCACACACGCAAAACCCCCUGCAACUCUCCUACUACAGCUAAUUUAAUACUACUUGUGCUUCAAAACAAAAAAACCGCGUCACAAAAAUUGUUUCUCAUCAUGAUAAAUAAUUAUAAUUAAAUAAUAAUAAAAAAACUACAACGUCAUCCAUGCCGUUUGCAAACGAAAUCGGGUGGGAUUUUUAAAACUUUUUGGCCGUGUGCAGAAACGUUAGUUAUGAUUUGUCGGCACACCCAACAAAUCUCAACUCGC